Aspergillus ruber CBS 135680 is the source of this 480-nucleotide messenger RNA. RefSeq lists its product as uncharacterized. The record is from RefSeq and is a predicted model, not a curated record. The coding region runs from base 68 to 466 and encodes 132 amino acids. The transcript has a single exon. NCBI's taxonomy places the organism in Eukaryota, Fungi, Ascomycota, Eurotiomycetes, Eurotiales, Aspergillaceae.
GCAGCAACCGCCCUGUUGUUUCACGUUGUUUGGAUGUGGAGCAAACCAGCCCAAGCGCUUCCCUUUAAUGAAAGUCCUGUCUAUUCCUCCGGCUGCUGUUACUGCUUCUGCCGCACAAAGGAGAAGUCUAGCCCAGUCGAGAACAUUGAUCCAUUCCCCUCAUCCUUCUAGGCAGUUUCAACGAUGGGCCGGAGCGUGCUGCCUGUUUGCCUGUGUGUUUGCACGAAAUACCCUGUAUGCUGUACACCGUACAGAGGACGUACAGAGGGUGUACGUACUCCGUACUCUCUGUGCUCUGUAUGGAGCACACUCGCUCCGUGCCCUGCAGGGAUUUGUUCUGCCACUGGGCCACAGUCAUCAUAACAAAAAGAAUGGAUCGGUUGGCGCUGAGUCAACCGAAGGCAGCGCAAUGGCACACGCACUACAGGUACAAUUUCCGGGCAUAGUAUCACGAUCUGGCGCGUGAAGUCCCGUUUUCCG